CAGCCCUCUCGCAGCCAAAUGCCCGCACGCCCCAGGCUGGGCGCCCCGUCGCCCGGAGGUUCCCGUGCGACGACUCCGCCGCCGGCCGCCAAUCCUGACGCCGGCGACACCAUCUACGAGGCUGGCGGCGCGCUGCAGGGUUUGGAUGCCGAGGCGCGCCGGCCGACUCCUCCGGGCCACCACCGCAGCACGAGCGACUGCAUCGCCGGCGCGCUCGCCGUCUCGAGCAGCCCGCGCUACGACGGCGCACACGGCCACGGCGGCGCCUGCUCGGCGAGUGGCCGCGGCAGCGCGCUCGACGCGAGGCUCGCGUCGGAGCCCGACCUCGCCUCGGGGCGUUCGUCGGGCGCGGCGUCGCGCCCUUCGCUGCAGUCGCUUGUGGAGGGGGCGGAGGGCGGCGGGUCGCCCUGCGUGCGCGACGUCGAGCUGGCGCAGGCGCUCUCGACUCCGUCCGACCGGCUCGAGCCUCUCGCGGCGGCAGGAGGAGGGCACCGCUCGCGGCCUCACUCGGCGGUCCCCUCGACCUGGUCGAGCUCGACUCUCUCCGAGGGGGACGCCGGCUCUUGCUCCAACCCGUCUCCCUCGGACGCCAACACUGUCCGGCUGCGACCGCCUCAAGGCGAGGCCAGCCCGGGCGGAGACCGCGCCACAGGCCGCCUGGCCCAGCUGCGGCUCCCUCCUUCGGUGCACGACUCCACCGCCCCCGCGGCAGCCGCCCCCGCGGCAGCCGCCGCGCAGAGCUCGUCGCGCGGGUCCGCCGAGGAGAGGCGCGAGGGGCCGCUGUGGCGGUCCGGCAGCGCGGAUGGGCCGAGGAUGGUGCCGGCCUCCUCCUCGACGGACGCGCUGCCACGAGGGAGCCUGGCGGGCAGUGGGAGCGGGGCGGUGCUCUGGGGCGAAAAGGCGGGCGGCGGGGGCGCAAAGUCAGAGCGUGAGCGCGCGCUGCUUGCGCAGAUCAAGCAGCUGGAGGGCCAGCUGGCCAAGGAGAAGCACAAGAAGAAGGAGGCGGCCAAGGCGGUGGCGCCCUCCGAGACCCGCAAGCGCCUCGUCGUCUGCACACAAUGGCUGCCGUACCAAGUCGAGCGCACCGCCAGCGGCGAGCUGCGCGUGCUACCUUCGCCCGCGCGGUACGUCGCGGGGUACGCGACCAUCAAGCGGCUCGACGUGCAGUGGGUGGGCGUGCUGUACAACGUCACGCUCUCGGCCGAGGAGCAGCCGGUCGCGCGGCGGCUGCUCGAGCCGUUCUCGUGCUUCCCGGUCUUCAUCGAGGAGGAGCAGCUUCACUUUGCGGAGGAGAUUGCAGCGGAGGUGCUCUGGCCGCUCUUCCACUACAUCCCGCUGUCGAUGCUCGACGCCGACAUCGACAUGGUGCACAAGCGGUGGGAGGGCUACACCGCGCUCAACACGCGCUUCCGCGACACCGUGCUCGAGCUGGCGCCCCUCCACACCGAUUUGGUGCGGGUCCACGACUCCGACCUGGCGCGGCCAAAGAUGCGGAUCGGCUGGUUUCUGCACACGCCCUUCCCGUCGGCCGAGAUCUACCACACGCUGCCGCACCGGAAGACGAUCUUGCGCGGCGUGCUCGGCGCGAACCUCAUCGGCUUCCAGAUCUACGACUACGUCCGCCACUUCAUGACUGCGUGCGCGUCGGUCCUCGGGACGGACGUCAACGUCGAGAGCACGUACAUUUUGGACGCGCAGCAGCGGACGGCGGUCACGGUGGACGCCUUCCCUGUGGGAAUCGACUGCGCGCACUUCCAGUCGCUGCUCGCGACGCGCGAGCUCAAGGACAAGGUCAUCGAGCUGCAGCGCCGCUUCGACGGGAAGAAGAUCGUGCUGGGCAUCGACCGCAUGGACUACAUCAAGGGCAUCCCGCACAAGCUACUCGCCAUCGACAAGUUCCUCUCCGCCCACCCGUCAUGGGCAGGCAAGAUCCAGCUGGUGCAGAUCGCGACGCCGAUUAUGCGGGGCGACACGGCGCGCUACGUCAAGCUGCGGAACAAGGUGCACAAGCUGGUCGGCCAGAUCAACGGCCGCUUCUCGACGCUUGCCCACGCGCCGAUCCACUACCUCGACCAGCCCAUCUCGCCUUGCGACGCGGACGUGAUGAUGAUCACGUCGCUGCGCGAGGGGAUGAACGCGAACGCCUUCGAGUACGUGGCUUGCCAGCAGCGCAACCGCGGAGUGCUCAUCCUCUCCGAGUUUGCCGGAUCCGCGCAGACGCUCGGCUCGGGCGCCAUCCUCGCGCUUCAUAUGCCGGAGGCGGACCGCGAGGAGAGGCACCACAACAUGAACGAGUACGUGCAGCGCUUCACGCUGCAGUACUGGUCCGACGACUUCUCGACCUAA
This is a messenger RNA of Emiliania huxleyi CCMP1516, 2346 nucleotides long. RefSeq lists its product as hypothetical. The transcript has 10 exons. Gene Ontology annotation, molecular function: catalytic activity. Bases 19 to 2346 code for a protein of 775 amino acids. Gene Ontology annotation, biological process: trehalose biosynthetic process. The record is from RefSeq and is a predicted model, not a curated record. Lineage: Eukaryota; Haptophyta; Isochrysidales; Noelaerhabdaceae. Gene Ontology annotation, cellular component: cytosol.